UUCAUCUCACAGCAUGCCUAUGGUCCAUAGGCUAUGGAAUGUGGGAGGAAACUUGAUCACCUGUAAAAAAAUGUUCGGGUACUCAGAAGGCACCCAACGAGGUACUGUGCUAGAGAUACAGUGUAGCGACGCUAAUGUGGCACCCUGUAGUACAAUUCUGCACCUGACAGCGUUUGGUGUUUUCAAGUUUGAUUUCAGUCUGGCGAAGCUGCUGGAAUUAGUGCGUGUGUUUUGCGAAAUAGACUUAAUUGCUGUAAUAAGGUCUAGUACAAUGGAUCUGGUUGCUAGACAGGGUGACGGAGCACACGCUUCUUACUUUAACUUGAGAGCGACAGGUGAGAGGCACAGACUGUUUUUUUUCUCUGUCUCUCUUUUUCAGUGUCGUGAAUUUCCCCCAAGAAAAUGAAAAAGACGUGCUAGUUGAAUGCAAUUAUGUAUAGUGUAUAUUACGCAGUUUGCACUCCAUGCCACUGGAAAUACCAGUUUAAAAUGUCGAUAGUUGCGGAAUACAGCUUUUCAAGAGACUAGGAUGUAAGCCAUCUUUAACGCUCGUCUCCAUUGGUCACCAGCAGGCUCAGAGUAAACGGAAGUUGUAUGUGGAGGAGUUGGUGCCCGAACGAGUCAGACAGGUGGCGGUUGGUGGGUUUUAUUGCUGCUCGCGUUAACUUGGUAACAACAAUGCUUGUCAGACAAGACAAACAGUUGCUCGCUGGUUUCUGAUUUGUAUGUUUUAUUGUAUUCCUGUAUUUACAUCCCCAGCACUAAGUUAAGGACGGGGUGGCUGGUGUACAAGGUCAUGCGAUUUAGUCUAUACCAGCUGAUGUGUAAUGGAGGACACUACGGGAAGAGAGUCGCCUAUGCUUCACCUAGACUUGUACAACUUCGAGUCGGCCGAGGCAGAGGGUAGUAGGUAUGUGCUGACCAGCCCUCGGUCACUGGAGGCGUGUGCCAGGCACGAUAUUAGGCCUGUUGUGCUCCUUCACAAACCAUUAACGGAGUUCCAAGAGGAGCAUCCAGAGACGCCUCUGCGGCUGGUCACGGAACUGUUUGAGAUCCAUGAAAAGGAACGGCGCAGAAAUCUGAGAUUGUGCAGGGAGGAGAGGCAGAAGAUCGUGGAAGAAGAAAAAUGCAGGAGAACCCCAAUUCCAACAACUGUGUCUGCUUGGUCCCCCAGAGUAGUGGCCGCCAUCGAUAACGGAGAUAAAACGCUGGAGGACCACUUCGAUGCUGGAGAAAGCCCAGUGCCAUUCGACGCGUCUCCCCCCAGAGCCAGAGCCCUAACGUGGGGUUAUUUGUCAGAAGUGAAUAAAUCUGUCUCUGAAAUAAAUCGCAAAGGAGACGCAUUAAAUGUUAGUGUGCAAACCGCUCCGCCAAAAAGUGUCAGUAUCAGUGACCUGAGUCACUCACCUGCAACUGAAAAAACUGUCAACAAACUUGCAAGACAGAUAGCCCGUGAGACUAAUGUCUCCGUCCCGGAGAAAGACCGAAAAAUCGCUGCGCUUAUGUUGGCAAAACACGAGGAGGAAAAAUCUUUUUUGGAACAAAAACUAAAAGCGCAGAAGCGAUGGGAUGAGAUUAAACAUAAAGACAGGCAGCAGAAGAUGCAGUUGGAGAGGGAGAGACGCCUGUGUCUGUCUAAAAACAACGAAAAAUGGGAGAGGGAUUUAAAACUGAGGAAACUAAAAAUAUUCCUGGAAGAAAAACAAAUCUCGGACGUCCGAGAAAAAAUUCUGACCCAGAAUGAUGCAAAAUGGAGAGAACUUGCCAGGAAUCAGGAGAAAAGGAGGAUAGAAAACAGAGAGAGGGCCAAAUAUGAAGCUGAUCUUAAAAAACGCACCCAAGAGCAGUCGCUGAAGGAAAAAGAAGCUACAAAUGAAACAGCUCGGGAAUAUCUAAAUCAGAGCUUGCAAGAAAAAAUGUCAAAGGCUACUCAAAAUAGACUCCUGAAAGAAAUGAAAACUCAUAGGAGGAUGCAGGUAGAAAAUGAGCAUGAGAAGCUUAAGAAUGAAGUAUUGAGAAAAGAGAUCAACAACCGGACUAAGACAGAUGAGCUUCUGAGAAAAAUGGCAUUAGAACAAAGACUGAACAGGUCACAGGAAUAUCACCAGCAGAUAACUAAAGAAAAGAUUAAAGAGCUUAAAGAGAAAGCUGUAAGGGAAGAUGAACAAAUACUAAAAGCCAGACUUAGAGCAGAAGAACAUCAACAGCAGCAGAUGAGAUACAGAGAGGCUUUGGCACAGGUAACGGAUAAGAAGAUACAGCAAGCAAGGGAAGCAGCUAUCAAGAAUAUUCAGCAGAAGGCACAUCAGGUGAAGAAGAUCAACACAGAGAAAGAGAAGCUUCACCAGCUUAAGAAGGAGAAAGUUGAAGAGGAGGAACAGUUCCACAGACUGGAAACCCAAGAAGUUAUUAGGAGUAAAGAUAAAAAGAGUGAAAAAAUUAUGAAAGAGAAAGAAAUCAAAGUAGUAGAAUCCAAAAGACGAGCAAGGGCUUCCUUUCAGAUGAGAGAGAAAGUGAGGGAAAAAAUCAACACCCGAUCCUUUGACCAAAUGGCCAGAGAGGCCCAGCUUAGGGCCAGCCUCAUUAAAGUAAAUUAAUAUAAAACAGUAGCAGACUGCAGGUUGCACUUCCCUGGGAUGAAGACUUCUGUGCAGUGAGACACACUGUGAUUUCUUGCACUUUGCAGGGGUCAUACACCUCAAGGAGGCAUUUUAUGUAUGUGUGUGUGGAGGGGAAAUGUCUGAAUUCAAUAUAAAAAUAUUUUUAUGCACUAAUUCAGUUGAGACUAAAAUGUACACAUGAAAACUAAUGUAUCUUGAUUUGAUUGGGUUCAGUUUCAUGGGACAACUUUGUCACAGAGUACUUGUUCACAGUCCUGCAAAGUGUAGAAAAUUGUAGACUUAUAACUUUUAUGCAAAACUGUAGAUGUCAGCAUUCACCAGUAUAUGCAUAGUACUUUUUGCUGCAGCAAUAUGGCUAGCUUUACUGGGUCUGACUGAGCUGAGUGCAUAGUUUUCAGAGCGUGUCACAAAAGCAUGAUAUGCUGAGAAGGCUGUCUAGACAAUUAUGUGCAACAUUAAUUGCUCAGAAACUGAACUUGUGCAUUUAAAAUUGAUUUUCUUUUUGCAGCUGUAGGCAACAACCACUGAAAAUAUUGUGCACAUUAAGAGUGUAGUGGCAGUGUUUGGAGAUAGUUGUACAUUAUUUCAAUGUGCUGACAUGCAGGCAGACUUGAGGUUGUAAAUACGUAGUGAAAUUUUCUGGCUACACUCCUGUUUAAUGACACACAGUUUUCAAAUUAAAUUUGGGUGUUAGUUGACUGUAGUUAUUUAAUAUACAAUGCUUAAGCUUAAUUAUCUACGCAGAAUAAGCUUUCCUUGUGUAAAUGCUUUUUUCACAUCUUGUAUUUUACUGCAAACUAAUUUUCUUCCAGAAGACAACUGCAGUCACAACAGUGUUAUCUGCAACUGUGCUGUGCCAGUAAGUUUCAUAUUUGCCCAGUUUGGUUUGUAAAACAGUGCUUCCAUUCUACUCUGUCACUGUGCAGUGUUUUGUCUUUCAGAUAACUUUAACAUUAAAGACUGCAUUAGUUGAACUUUGUAAGACUCUACACUUGUAUCUCAGCCCAGAGUUUAACAUUUUGUCUUCUCUUCCUUUAUUACUUACAAACACAUUUAUUCUCUGAUGUAUUUUCCCUAGUUGCUUGCCAGUACUUUAUAUUAUUUGUAGCAGUAUGUAUUUAGUGUGUAGCUGAUCUAAUUAAAGUUUUUCUAAAACCACAUUGAGAUGAGCAAUAGAGCACUUCAGCAUGCACUGAGAUGAUUUUUUUAUGUAAUAAAAACAAGCCAUUUUUGAAAAGUAUUUUAUGGGGUGCAUUGGCAGUAGAACUUUCAUAUGUGGUUCUGCAGAAUCUAGUCCUAUAAAACUUUCUGACCACAUGUCUACUUUUGUUAAAGGUAGUAGCAAGUCAUAGUCUGGACUAAAGUUAUUUGGAUUAUAGCUUUAGUUUGUAUGCAUAAUAGUAAAAUUGCUGUAGAGUAAUUAUUACAGUUGAAUCCUGCUGUCAUUUAGAUUGCAUGACUGAUAUACUUUUUUUAAUAGAACCAGAAGUUCUUGCUUUACUUCAAAAGUUGUUUCUACAUAUGUGGUACAUUUGAUAUGUUGUAAUGUGCUGAAUCCCUAGAACACUGUGUUAAAAAUAUUCAUAGUAGGCCCACCUGUGUGGGUAAACAUGCACAUGAUCCCUUACAAGUACAUUGUUUCCAUUACUUUUUUUGCCUAAUGUUUUUCCUUUCUGUAAUUGGUACCAUUGUUGCAGGGAGAUACUGUUGUUGCACUCUUUUGAAAUGCAUCCAUCAUCACAGAUGAUAUGAACUGCUACUCAUAAUAAUAUAAAAAGUGGAAGAUCUAGCCCAUUCGUAUAUCUGUGGAGGGAGAUGCCAAACGCUUGCAGCAGCUGUGGAAUGUAGCAUUUUAUCCUAGUUUAGUUUCCCCAAAUGUUUAUUUUUUUUCCAAAGCAGUGUCAGGACAUAUUAAAGUAAACAAAAUCAAUGUGCUAACAGCAAUCAUCCCUUAACUUUUUUGGGAUUACUUUUAUUAGUAGCACUUUUGAAUAUGUUCAGAACUUAUUUUGUAUUAUCCCAGUUGCUGUCAGUACAUUAGGAAUAAUCUUUGUACCCUUGUCCAACAGUGGUAUCCUUGUUCCAUAUUGCUCCAGUUUCUAUCUGUAUAUCUUGAUUUUAUGUCACUGACUGCACAGGACAGAUUAUCUCAUGGAUACUAAGGCUACCCUUUCAUAGAGGAUCUUGCCAUGUAUGGUACAUUUAUUUCUGUUUUGAUCAUGUCAUAUCUUUAUUUUUUUCUUAAUGCAGUGGUAACAGUGGGCAAUAGUCAUGUCAGGACAUAGUUAACGUUCAUGAAAUCAGUUUGCUUCAGUCUUUGUUGUUUGGCAGGAGUGCUGUGUGCCCAUACCGGUCCCCUCCCUCCCUCACCAAAUAUUAAGGAUUUGUAAUGCUGGGUAAUAAUGAACCGUAUUCUUAAUAGCAUGCAAUUAUAAUUUUUUUUCAUUCUUUGCUGUUGGCUAGGGGUGCUGUUCUCAGCACAUUCCAGUGUACCCAGCAUUGUUUCUUUUCUGUAGUUCAUAUGGUGUUAUCUGUAUUGAUGAUAUUUUAAUGUGUUUGAAAUUUCUUUCUUGUCAGCCUGGAAUUGUGUUGAAAUUGUGUAUUAUCAGUGAAUAUUUUGUUUUGAACUGUAAGGUUGUGCUUUGGUAUGUAACUACUUUGAUAUGCAACUUUUACUGAAAGUUGCAUAAUUAUAAAUGGCUUCUUUUGGUUGCACUGUCAAAUGUUUAUCCAUAUAUGAGGAUUUUGCCAUGUGCAGCAUAUUUGUAGGUGUAAUUUUCAUUUUAAAUUUUGUAUUUUUAUUCUAUUGUAGCAGGAGUAAACUCCAGUACUAAGCUAAAUCAUUGUUAAAGUUUUUGAAAUUAAUAUUUUUUUCAUUGUUCUCUUGCCAUAUCUUGAUUUUAUAUGUUAUGUUAAACAAGUAUCCAGUAAUUUUUGAGAUAAUUUGAUCAUAUUAAAUGUAUUUGAUACAAUAGAAUGCUCAAUUUGAUUUAUAGUGUGGACUUUCUUUCUAGGUGUCAGCAGUUUUUUAAAUAAGUUUGUCAUCUUGAAGUGUUCCUUACAUAACUUGUUUCCUCUUUUGUUCAGGUUGUGUGAUGAGUCUUUUUGUUGCCAGAUGUUUAUCUGUAUCUUCUUGUUCCAUUUUUUUAUGUGAUAUUGCUUCCCCAGGUUAAUAUUUUUUGUGACAUAUCCGUUUUCCUGCUGUAAUUGUGCAUUUGUACAUUCAAGGCCAGGUGUCAUCCUUGCAUCAUUGAACUUCCACUGUACAGCUUAGGUCAUCCCCAAAAAGGAAAUGGAUUUUUAUUGAACUCAACCAUCUGUAUAUGUGUUCCAGUUUAGUUUGUUAAUUAAACAGUUUUAUAUGUGUUUUAUAGGUAAGCAAGCUAUUUAGACCAAGGGGUCCUCCUCUCUCAUCAUAUGCUGUGUGGAAAUAGCUUUAGAAAAACAAUGGAUUGAGGGUAAUGCAGACAGCAAGGAUGUUGAUCACUAUUUAAUACUUCUUGUUACAUUUUUAUGCAUUUUGCAUCUCUAGUUGUAAAAGUGAUGUGCCAUUUUUUCAUAGUUAAUAAUGUGUUUUAUAGAAUGCUGUAUAUUCUUUUUCUUGUAUCUCUCCUGGUAAUUGCUGAAGUUGUAACCCUUUUUUGACAGACCUUUGUUUUGGCUUUAGUAAAAUAUAACUAGACUCUUGA
Messenger RNA from Protopterus annectens (West African lungfish), 6310 nucleotides. Its product is annotated as coiled-coil domain-containing protein 177-like. Bases 828 to 2597 code for a protein of 589 amino acids. The transcript has a single exon. The record is from RefSeq and is a predicted model, not a curated record. NCBI's taxonomy places the organism in Eukaryota, Metazoa, Chordata, Ceratodontiformes, Protopteridae.